This is a messenger RNA of Seriola aureovittata, 2061 nucleotides long. RefSeq lists its product as uncharacterized. Gene Ontology annotation, cellular component: extracellular region. The record is from RefSeq and is a predicted model, not a curated record. The coding region runs from base 137 to 1639 and encodes 500 amino acids. The transcript has 7 exons. Lineage: Eukaryota; Metazoa; Chordata; Actinopteri; Carangiformes; Carangidae. Gene Ontology annotation, molecular function: hormone activity.
ACGAACGAUCACUCCGCCCGCAGUUUGUCAGCGAGAGAACGAAUCGACCGCAUUUCUUGUAAGCGCCGACACCUUCGCUAGCUAACCUAGCUUUCAAUGUUGCAAUAAUUGUUAAGUAGCAGAUCUUCGGUUUGGCAUGGCGGAGGGUACAGGUAACGUUAACGUGGGACCGGCCAACCUUCCUCCGGGAGACCCUCAGCUAAUUGCUAUGAUUGUGGAGCAUCUGAAGAACCGGGGGCUUUUUGACGAGUUCCGUCGGGACUGCCUGGCCGACGUUGAUACGAAGCCUGCCUAUCAAAACCUGCGACAGAAAGUAGACAACUAUGUCACGUCGCACCUGAGCACACAAGACUGGAACCCGUCUAUCAACAAGAACCAGAUGAGGAAUGGACUGAGGCAAAGUGUUGUUCAGUCGGGCAUGUUGGAGUCCGGUGUGGACAGGAUCAUCACACAGGUUGUGGACCCCAAAAUGAACCACACUUUCCGGCCGCACAUAGAAACUGCCAUCCAUGACUUCCUGUCAGGGGACAGGAGGGAGGAAAGCGCCUUAAGUUCUAACUCUGCACCAUCUGAACAGACAGAACUUCAGGAGGCCCCCUCUGCCUCUGGCCCCAAAACCCCAACACAAGCUCCCUUCACUCAGAUCGUCGUGGACGCGCAACUCCCGUUCAGCUUUAUAUAUAUAUCAGCCCUUCAUGCCGCGGUCAUGCUGUGUAGUGGAAACCCCUCUGCAAGGCUACACUCCUGCUGCUGCUGCUACUGCUGCUGCUACAGCCCGCAAACCAGACAGAAAACAGAGCUUCAGUUAGUGUCAGACAUGCCGGUCAACUUGUCCGCUUUGGUUUUUGUGUUUUUCCUGCUCGUGGCCUGUCAACAGGUGCUGACCGUGGAUCCGCAUGAUGCCCAGGAGAAACAAGCGAGCCAGGCCAAAAGACGCCUCUCUCUGCAGAGCACAGUGGAGAUUCAGAGUUGCCUGGUGAGUUCAGGGGACGUUGGCUGCGGGACAUUUCAGUGUUUCAACAACAACUCCUGUGAAAUCCAAGGGCUGCACCACAUCUGUCUCACCCUGCUGCACAACGCCGGGCGCUACGACUCACAGGGCAAGUCAUUUGUGAAGGAUGCGUUGCGGUGCAUGGCGCUGGGACUUCGACAGCGCUUCAGCUGUGUGAGCCGCCGGUGCUCAGCGGUAAAAGAGAUGGUGUUCUUGCUCCAGAGAGAGUGCUACUCCAAACACCAGCUGUGCCUGGCACUACGGGACCACAUGGACACCAUGGGCAACCUGGUCCAGUUCCACUUGAUGUUUCCCCCGGGACCGUACGUGGAGCUGGUGAACUUCCUGUUGAAGUGCGGAGACGAGGUCAGGUCGUGGGUCAGCCGGCGGUUGCGGGAACAGUGCGAGCAGCACUGGGGGGCACUGUGCAGAAGCUUCAGCAGCACCUGCUCUCUCAGCCAAUCGGACGCUCCGCAGCAUACCACCACUCCACCACCCACUGUGCCCUGGCCUCUGACUGCUCAGGGACUCGUGCAGCAGCCAACCAGAGUAGCCGAAUCAGACGACAGGAGUGGGCUCAAUAGGAUUGACAACGCAACCGAAUCUGGUCUCGCAGAGUCUGAGAGAACCAAUGUUACUGCAUCAUAGAGCGACAGGCGAGCCACACAGAGGUGCAGACGCGGUACACAUUGAUCGUGCACUUAUCACCAUCAUAGUAGUAGGAUGAGUAAAAGUAGUUGUAGUUUUACUAGAGUAUUCGGUGUAGUAUUGCUGGUGAAAGUGAUGCAACAUAACUUAUUUAAUCUGUUGGGCAUUUGUGCUAUUAAUAUUUUUCUUUACAUUGACUUUGUACAAGGAUGAAAACCAAUUAUCUACCUCACUUCAUCACAGUAAACCACAGUGGCUGUAUCCUGCAGCGACGGGCAUGGACACACGAGUAAACACUACAGGGAAUUUGUCUCUAGCUCAAGUGCAGCUGAUGGCUGAAAGUCAGUAUUCUGUUAUGUUUUUGUAUUUAUGAGCAUUGUUAUUUUAUGCACCAUGUAGUUGGCACACUAUCAGCCGUUAUC